Prunus dulcis (almond) is the source of this 1634-nucleotide messenger RNA. RefSeq names its product GTPase ERA-like, chloroplastic. Gene Ontology annotation, biological process: ribosomal small subunit assembly. The record is from RefSeq and is a predicted model, not a curated record. Lineage: Eukaryota; Viridiplantae; Streptophyta; Magnoliopsida; Rosales; Rosaceae. Bases 58 to 1371 code for a protein of 437 amino acids. Gene Ontology annotation, molecular function: rRNA binding; ribosomal small subunit binding; GTP binding. The transcript is spliced from 9 exons.
CAGAAGUGGAAGAUAAAACAGAGUGGAAGAGUUAUCAGAGACACUGGAGCUCCGACAAUGGAGCUAGCUCUACACAUGUCCGCUUCUUUUUGCAGAGAGAACUCUCUAACCCAUUACUGCCACUCCAAAUUCCUAACAACCCAAGAUUACCAAAAGGCUCUUUUUCCUCAUUUUACCAGAAAAUCCCAAUUGCAGCAGCCUAAGAAUCGACUAAAGAGGACUUCGAAACUUGUGGUUUCAGCCACAAAACAACGGCUUUGGAUUAGCGAACAACAGCAAGGCCAAGAAGAAGAAGAAGAAGAAGAAGAAGCAGAAGAAGAAGAGGAAGAUGAUGAAGAAGAAGAGUACGCUUAUUCGGAGGACGAGUCAUCAUUGUUGUCUCUGAGUGAGAAGCCUGACAGGAGCAUGGCUAUGCUCGAUGAAUAUGAGAUAGAGGAGCUUGACUAUGCCAUCGACCCUAACCAUAGAAGUGGGUAUGUGGCUGUUCUGGGAAAGCCAAAUGUGGGGAAAAGUACUCUUUCAAAUCAAAUGGUUGGUCAGAAGUUGUCCAUAGUUACUGAUAAACCUCAAACUACAAGGCAUCGAAUUCUUGGUAUAUGUUCUGGCACAGACUAUCAGAUGAUACUUUAUGACACACCGGGUGUUAUCGAGAAGAAAAUGCACAAGUUGGAUUCUAUGAUGAUGAAAAAUGUUCGCAGUGCUGUCAUAAAUGCAGAUUGUGUACUUGUUCUUGUUGAUGCAUGUAAAGUGCCUGAAAAAAUCGAUGAAGUGUUGGAAGAAGGUGUUGGUAACCAGGCAGAUAGGUUGCCGCCCACUUUGCUGGUGAUGAAUAAGAAGGAUUUGAUUAAACCUGGUGAAAUUGCAAAGAAACUGGAGUGGUAUGAGAAAUUUACAAACGUUGAUGAGGUCAUACCUGUGAGUGCUAAACAUGGGCAGGGAGUGGAAGAUGUCAAGCACUGGAUUUUAUCAAAACUUCCUUUUGGGCCAGCAUAUUAUCCAAAGGACAUUGUCAGUGAGCACCCAGAAAGAUUCUUUGUAUCUGAAAUUGUUCGAGAAAAGAUCUUUAUGCAAUACCGUAAAGAGAUUCCUUAUGUGUGUCAGGUGAAUGUCGUGAGCUACAAAACUAGGCCAACGGCGAAAGAUUUUAUACAAGUGGAAAUUGUCGUUGAAAAGAACUCGCAGAAGAUCAUUGUUAUUGGCAAAGAGGGGAGAGCUCUGAAGCUACUUGCAACAGCUGCACGGCUUGACAUAGAAAAUUUUUUACAGAAAAAAGUUUUUCUGGAGGUUGAAGUGAAGGUUAAAGAGAACUGGCGGCAAGAUGAAGUGCUUUUGAAGAAUUAUGGCUAUGGAGGUCAAAUUCAAGCAUUAUGAUGUCGGCCAGUGGAGAACACAAGUGAGGAUUGUCGUAUCAUUUAAGUUCCAUGAUUGUAUGUCAUCUCUGAAAUGGUUUUUAUGUUGUUGAUUAGCAUAUAUGCCUCCCCAUUUCUUUUUGUUAGCUGGAGUGGGUGUAGUUGUAAUGUCACCGGGAAGAUAGUUUCAAGCAUUGCUGUAAGCAUGGCAUGGCAUUUUCCCAAGGCCAAGAUUUUGUUACUUAUUAGCCCCCCAAAAAAAAAGGUUUUGUUAUUUGAACUCUC